Molecule: messenger RNA, 1596 nt
Organism: Laccaria bicolor S238N-H82
Lineage: Eukaryota; Fungi; Basidiomycota; Agaricomycetes; Agaricales; Hydnangiaceae
Exons: 14
Coding region: 1-1596 (531 amino acids)
Biological process (GO): transmembrane transport
Molecular function (GO): transmembrane transporter activity
Source: RefSeq, a predicted model, not a curated record
AUGGAAUCUUCAAGCGCCUGCGAUCCCAAGAAUACGGUCGUCGGUGAAAAUCCCGAGUCUCAAUCCACUGACAAGUCUUCUGAAACAAAUCCAAUACCGGGUCUCUACGAAGAUGGGACAUUAGACCCAAUAUACCAGGAAAAGACGAAGAUAUUAAAUCGGGCAAUCGAAGAAAUUGGAAUGGGGAGAUACCAAUACCUUUUAUUCGUCGUUGCAGGAUUCGGCUAUUUUGCUGAUAGCGUAUGGACCUUAGCCACUAGCUUGAUCCUUGCCCCGGUCGUCGCAGAAUUUCAUUUCAAUGCGCCCUUCCUCACCCUCGCGGCUAAUAUUGGCUUUUUGGUCGGCGCGGUUACCUGGGGCUUAGCAAGCGACAUUUGGGGACGGCGAUGGCCCUUCAACGCAACAUUGUUCAUAGCAGGGGUAUUUGGACUGGCAGCUGGUGGAUCGCAAAAUCUCGUCACGCUCGCGUCGUUGAUCGCUGUCCUCGGCAUUGGCGUUGGGGCGUCUCCCUCUGAACUAGGUAACCUUCCUGUAGACUCUGCUAUAUUUUUAGAUUUCCUUCCAGCGUCACAUCAAUACCUCUUGGCCGUCGUAGCAGUGUUUUGGUCAUUCGGACAAUUCUUCAUAAGCUUGGUCGCUUGGCCUUUGAUCGCCAAAUUCUCCUGCCCCAUUACAGCCACCACCUGCUAUAAAUCCGAGAACAUGGGCUGGCGGUAUCUCUUAUUCACUCUGGGCGGGUUGACUGUCCUCCUCUGGAUCAUCCGCCUUGCCGCUUCCAAUCUUUCUGAGAGCCCACGCUUUCUAAUAGGCGUAGGGAAAGAUGACGAAGCUGUAGCCGUCAUCCACAAAAUUGCGGCUUAUAAUUCCAAGACGACCUCGCUCACCUUAGAUGAACUCACACGGGUGGGUAACAUCUCGGCGGAUACUAAAGGCCCUGAUAAGAAGUCGAGAGGCAUCAUGAGUCAGACGUCGGCUUUCACCACAAAGCAUGUCAAGGCAUUAUUUUCGACGCGGAAAAUGGCCUAUUCGACGUCACUGUUGAUCGUUCUUUGGUGUAUUGUUGGUCUUGCCACAACAUUAUACGACAGUUUCCUACCUUUUCUGCUCGCGAGCCGUGGGGCCCGUUUCGGCGACGCAUCUUUGUUCAUCACAUAUCGCAACCAAAUGAUAUUAAGUUUCCUGGGCAUGCCUGCCGCUUUCUGUGCAGGAUGGGCAGUAGAAAUUACAUGGAUCGGGCGUAGAGGUACAAUAGCAAUUUCAUCGGGACUUACCGGCGCCUUUCUGUUCGCAAGUACAACAGCUCGAAGUUCCAACGCUUUACUUGGGUGGAAUUGUGGAUAUGUAUUUAACAGUAGCAUAAUGUACGGAGUUCUCCACACCAUAUCUUUUGAAAUAUUUCCUGCGAAAGACCGAGGCACGGGGAAUGGGUUGGUGUGGACAGCGACGCGAAUUUCUGGAGUAAUCGCGCCAAUAAUCGCGCUAUAUGCUAAUAUCAUGACCACCGCGCCUGUGUACAUUGCAGGCGGUCUUGUUAUUUCUGCUGGCUGUUUGGCGCUUCUCCUUCCGUAUGAAACUAGAGGCAAGGCAUCGAUGUAG